This is a messenger RNA of Linum trigynum, 3095 nucleotides long. Lineage: Eukaryota; Viridiplantae; Streptophyta; Magnoliopsida; Malpighiales; Linaceae. The record is from the annotation of a GenBank genome assembly.
GCGUACCAUGAUGGUAUGAACAUACCAAUAUGGUAAGAAGGUUGAAUACAUGAUAGUAGAAGUAUACUAACUGUCAUUUACGACUUUCAUCAUUGUUUACCACAAGUUACCACCCACAUACAAUAGUGGUAAAGUAUGGUAAUUUUUUGUCAGUAUUUUUUUCACCCAGAAAUUUGUAAAUCCAAUAGAUAAUGAUGAACUCGUUCCUUCUGAGCAAACAUUUUCAAAAACGACUUAAAAAUGAAGAAGUUACCAUAUGGUAUGUAGUUGGUAAAAAAAAAAGUUUCUCGAAAUAUAUUGAAAACUGAUCUCAUUUUGUAGAGCACAACGAACUCGUUCCAUGUGUGCGAAAAAAAAAAUUGAAAUCCGAGUUAGAACGAAGAAGAUAAGAGCCGAUUAUGAAAACUAGUGAAAUAAAAUGUUUUUAAUUGACAACCCUUAGAUCUAAAUUUUUUUAACCAUACUUAAUUCUAAAGGUCCAUAUUUAGUUACUCACAUGUAAACCCCAACUUCUACUGCGGGCCAUAUCGCUGGUUCCCGCUUGGAAUGGAUUUUAUCUUUUGAGUUCUGACCCUUCUCUGUUCUCCGUCCCCUUCUCUACCAGAACUGGCUCGCUCAUCCGCCGCCGCCUCCGCUGACGUGAAGUGAAGGGAAUUGAAGGUGUCGCAACUCUAACCACUUUACCCUCAAUGCAAUCUUCGUUUUAUUUUCCGUUCCAGAACGAUAGAAUUCCGCUUUGAGCCCCAAAUUUCGGUUUUCCAUUCUAGAGUCUUAAUAGGAAUAUCUCUGGUUUGGAAUUGACAUGGUACAGGUAUAGGGAGUUUGGGGGGACGACAAUGGCAAGUUCGAUAGCAGCCGCUACUGGAACGGCGUCAUGGAUGAGGAUGGGCAGCAGGGUAAUCCCUGAUUUCUGCCACCUGCCCCUCCAUUCCGCUACUCGAUCCCUUCUUCUAAAACCUCUUACCUUGCGAUUCUCUUCAUUUGCUCCUUCCCCCUCUCGGUCGUGGAGCGCGAGGAAGUUCUCUGUUUGUGCCUCCAAGUCCACUGCUGAUCAACACCAGCAAGUACGGGUUCGUUUCGCUCCUUCCCCGACUGGGAAUCUCCAUGUUGGGGGUGCUCGGACUGCUCUCUUCAAUUAUCUCUUUGCAAGGUCCAAAGGUGGUAAAUUUGUGCUGAGGAUCGAAGAUACCGACUUGGAGAGGUCGACUAGAGAAUCAGAAGAUGCCGUGCUCCAGGAUCUUGCUUGGCUUGGUCUUGAUUGGGAUGAAGGUCCUGGGAUUGAUGGAGACUAUGGCCCGUAUCGGCAAUCUGAAAGGAAUUCUCUUUAUAAACAACACGCUGAGAGGCUCUUGGAGUCUGGUCAUGUUUACCGUUGCUUCUGUUCCAGCGAGGAACUUGAGAAAAUGAAGGAAGUAGCACAAUUGAAACAACUACCUCCUGUAUAUUCUGGAAAGUGGGCUACUGCAACAGAUGCUGAAGUAAUGCAUGAGAUAGAAAAGGGAACCCCAUAUACCUACCGUUUCCGUGUUCCAAAGCACGGGAAUCUGAAAAUUAAUGAUCUCAUUCGGGGUGAAGUUAGUUGGAAUCUGGACACACUUGGCGAUUUUGUAAUAAUGAGGAGCAAUGGACAACCUGUUUACAACUUUUGUGUCACAGUGGAUGAUGCUACCAUGGCUAUCUCACAUGUUAUUAGGGCUGAAGAGCAUUUGCCAAAUACUCUGAGGCAAGCAUUAAUAUAUCAGGCUCUUGGAUUUCCGAUGCCUCAGUUUGCACACGUAUCCCUAAUUCUAGCACCUGAUCGUAGCAAGCUAUCGAAAAGGCAUGGUGCAACUUCAGUUGGUCAGUUCAAGGAGAUGGGCUACCUUCCCCAAGCAAUGAUAAAUUACCUGGCACUUUUAGGUUGGGGGGAUGGCACUGAAAAUGAAUUUUACAGCCUUGAACAACUAGUUGAAAAGUUCACAAUUGAUCGUGUUAACAAAAGUGGUGCCGUGUUUGAUUCUACUAAGUUGAGGUGGAUGAAUGGUCAGCAUUUAAAAGCGCUUCCAUAUGAGAAAUUGACAAAGCUUAUAGGUGAACGGUGGAAGAACAUUGGAAUCCUAAUGGAGUCCCAGGGUUCUUUUAUAGAAGAGGCUGUUAACCUGCUUAAGGAUGGCAUAGAUUUGGUACCUGAUGCAGACAAAGUGAUGUUGAAUCUGUUGUCAUAUCCCUUACAAGAGACGUUAAUGAGUGCUGAAGGUAAAGCUGUUAUAGAAGACAAACUUUCUGAAGUAGCAGAGAAGCUGUUGGCAGCAUUUGACAGCGGGGAGCUUAUUACCGCGCUAGAAGGAGGUCAUUCCGGGUGGAAGAGUUGGGUGAAGGACUUUGGUAAAUCUACAAAGCGCAAGGGGAAAUCUUUGUUUAUGCCGCUGAGGGUGCUGCUAACUGGGAAGCUGCAUGGUCCUGACAUCGGUGGGAGCAUGGUGUUGCUUCAUAGAGCUGGGAGUGAGGGUCUAGUUUGCCCUCAAGUUGGAUUUUUGAGAUUGGAAGAGAGGUUUAAGCAGUUGAGGGAAGUGAACUGGGAGGCGAUAUCUUCGACCAAAGAUGAAAAAGGUGUUGCUGUGGAAUCAGCUGCUGCUGCUGCAUUGAACUGAUAGAGUGCUCUUACUGCUGCAUACGGCGGUUGUUUUCUAUUUUGUUGGUUAAGAGAGGGUUUUUGACGUUUGAUUGAGCUUUUUGUUUAUAGCUAGCCAUGUAGUUGAGGGAGUGUGUGUUUCAUCCUGUUCUUUAGCUUCCAAAUGUUUAGGACUAUUGGCCAUGAUUCGAGUGGAAUAAUUAUCCGAACAUUACUAUUCGUAAUUAUAUUGUAGAAUAUUUUGACAAUGAUAUCCAUUUUGGUAGUUAUUAUUAGAACAUGAUUGAUCAAACUGAAUUGGACGUCGACAAAAUUAAAGUUUUACCUUUUUAAAGCGGCACAUAUAGAUCAAUUUAUCGAACAUUACUAUUCGUAAUUAUAUUGUAGAAUAUUUUGACAAUGAUAUCCAUUUUGGUAGUUAUUAUUCGAACAUGAUUAAUCAAACUGAAUUGGACGUCGACAAAAUUAAAGUUUUACCUUUUUA